AUGGCCAUUGCAGGUGCCAGGGGUCGUCUGAUCGCAGUUAUCGGUGAUGAAGACACGUGCACAGGAUUUCUUUUAGGUGGAAUUGGUGAAUUGGACAAAAAUCGACGUCCAAACUUCCUUGCUGUUGAUAAGGAUACCCCUCUACGGGAAAUCGAAGAGGCCUUUUUGUCAUUUAUAAAGCGAGAGGACAUAGCGAUUAUACUCAUCGUACAAAAUGUCGCAGAAAUCAUUAGACACUUAAUCGACUCCCAUACCAGUCCGAUUCCAGCGAUUUUGGAAAUACCAAGCAAGGAUCAUCCAUAUGACUCAAAUAAGGACUCCAUUCUCAAGCGAGCCAAAGGAAUGUUCUCUGCCGAUGACUUUCGUUAA
This is a messenger RNA of Dibothriocephalus latus, 369 nucleotides long. The record is from the annotation of a GenBank genome assembly. NCBI's taxonomy places the organism in Eukaryota, Metazoa, Platyhelminthes, Cestoda, Diphyllobothriidea, Diphyllobothriidae.